GACCCUAAAAAGUAGGUUAAGAAUGGAGGCAUUAUCAAGGAUUCUUUCCUAACAAUAAAUUUAUAAUACUGAUUAUUAUGGACCUACUAGCUUCUGCCAGUUUAAACUUUAAUGUUACACUUGCAGGUAUGUUUCAAAAGAGUAAAUAAAAUUGUGGUUAAAAAUUGUCAUUUAAAAGGAUGCUAGAGACGAUCGUAGUGGGUUCCAAUUCAAUGUUUAAAAAGACCUUGACUCGGUGAUUGUUGUACACUGCUAUAUAUGAGAAUUUGCUUGCAUGCUCCAGACAGCUGAUUCGUGAUUGUUAGUACGAGUGAUAGGAAUAUGCUAUAUCCGUGUCUUACCCGCUGGACCAAUGCUUGCAAUUACUGCAGCUUUUGUCUUGGUUCAUGCAAUAAAAACAAGGUUGAAGGUAGGGAUCCCUGCCGUUAAUGAAUCAACAAAGCACAAUUACUAAUGUUAAUAAAUAUACCAUAUAAUCUCAUAUUCAUUUCAUUCCACUAGUCACUUCACUAGUUAUUAUUAUUACUAAGACUCUUAGUUUUAAAGACUAAGGGACCGUGCACAUAUAAAUGUUUAUCAUGGCAUGCAUUAAUCAUUAAUGAAUAACGCGAAGGGUGUAGAGUAGAGUUAGAGUUAGAGAGCAAUGUUGUAUAAUAUAAUACCUUUUAUUUAUUUUCUUAGUUUGAGCUCAGUCAUUAUUUAUUUUAUUAAUAUUAUUAAUAAUAUUAAUGAAUAAUUGCAGUCAUUAAAUAAUUCAUUAAUUUCACAUGCCAUGCACAUAGACAUUCACAUAGACAUUAGUGUCACAUUAGCCAUAACUAAAGUGGGGUAUUUUACUUUUAAUUUUACUAAUUUAGUAGUAAUUUCAUUAGUAUUAAGUAUUUGAAUUUGAUGAAUGGAAAAUAUUUUCUAUACCAGUAGGCAGGGCCGAGUAGGGUGCAGUUUUCAACCCCCAUUGUCAAUUGUCAAUAGCAGGCAGUUGCCAUGAUGAUGACAUGACUUGCGUUAGUAGGUGAUAACACCCUGCUCUGAUGAACACUGUUCUUGUAUUAAACUUAGCUUAAGAUGACCAAACGUCCCAUAUAAAUGGGAUUGUCCUAUUUUUUCACGAUCUUACCCGUUGUCCCAAAAAAGUCUCUCGGGAUGCCUAAAUGUCCUGUUUUUAAAAACAAACACAUUUUGAAAUCGCUAAAACUUCCUAAUUUAUAAUAUAACUUCAUGUAAUAUUUUGGCUAGCUGUGUAGCCAGUAUCAGUAGUGAUGUGGGCUCACGUUAUGGCUGCACUGUUCCCCCUCCACCAGAGUGUCCCUAUCAUAGAUCUUAUAUGUAAAUGUAUAGCGAAAGACACGUCUUGAAGCCACGAAGGGGGUGGGGGGAGGAAGAUGUAACUACGCAGAAACAAAUUUUGAUUCCGCUAUGCUACAUUUAAUGUGUUAGUCUUAUGUGUGAUCCCUGCCGGUCUGUUCGUGUCAGAGUGACAGGUGUUUGUUUUGGGUGUUGAGCUUUAUUCUUUAAAUUCAUAUUAUCUUCUCAUGUAGACAAUAAUUAUGCCCAAGCGUCAAUGUAAGUUUAUGGAGGAGUAUUCCAAAGAGUGGAACUAUAUUAAAAAGGGACACUAUGAAAGUGAAGCCCAGUGCACAGUUUCCACUAAUGUUUUUAGUAUUGGUAAUGGUGGAUGUUCAGACAUAAAACAACACAUCACAUCAGUGAAACAUAGGAAAAGACUGAGUGCCCCAAGUAGAUUUCUAUGUUAGAUUUCAUAGUUAAAAUGAGUAUAUUUCAAUAAAAAAUUUACGGUGGAGGCCCCCGGACCCCUCUUUAGCUGGAGGGUAUUCCCUCUUCCCCCCCAAAUUGUCCUCGAAAGUGUCCCGUUUUUUCCAGUUAGUCCAGUUCAUGAUUUGGUCACCCUAACUUAGAUCUGUUGUGAAUUCAAUUCCAUUGAGCUAUAUUAUAUACUAUGUAUUGAAUUUGCAAUUUUACCAUUUGGUGUCACCCAGUGAGGUCUGCACUCGCUAAGUGACUGGAUCAGUAAGUCAAUUAUAGAGGCACAAUCAUGGGAAGGCUAGAUCGGUGAGCCAGUUGUUCGUCUCAUGUUAUGCAGCACACCUUAACUCAUGGAGUUUGUCACCAAUGGGCAAGCAGUUAAGCUUGGCCUUCCCCAGAAUAUUGAUUAGUAUUAGUGGAGGGGAGGGGGGCAACACUGCUUGCAAUUUGUGACAAAAUUUUGGUCAGUAUUGUGACAUCAAAUUUUUUUUAAUGUUCAAUAGUCAUUUUUCAUCUUUCACAUGCGAAGAUGAACAAGUCUUGCUUGAGUAGUAGCCUUGACUUGAGCUUUAUUUUGUUUUAAAGUGAAGGAGAGUUGCUCAAUUUGUCAGUCUCACUCUCUCAUUCUCAUUCUUGCCUAUCUGAUCUAAUGGCAAGACUUCUGUGCUCUUUAUCCAUACCUCGAUGCAGGAGUUGUCAGCAUUUUCAUUGUGCAUGUGAUACUCCCUACAGGACUCUAUCUUAGAGUUUGAUUUCAGAGUUUGUCUUCAUCCACCUGGGGAGUUGAUGUUGUUUUUGCUUGUCUGUGCUUUUGCUGGGGAUUGAACUCAAGUUCACAAACUUGAGUUGGCCACCCAGCUUAACAAUAUAGUGAAGCAGAAGUGGCCAGUUUGUGGGCUGCAUACCUGCCAGAUACAAAGUUGCGACACGUAGAUGCCUAAUUUUGUCACAAAUAAAAUUAUUCGCUUUUUGUUCCACUGACAAAGAAAUUGCUUUUAAAAAGAGAAGUGAUAGAAAAGAUAAAAUUAGAUAACAUUAGCUUAGUUUUAUGCUUAUUAAAUUUAAUUUUUCAUUCCGUGCAUUGAGAAUAGAUAAAGAUUUCUAGACAGGAUUUAGUGGGUUUUUAUUAUAACAUUUAAACAAAGGUAUCAUGACACCCGGCCCCCUGUUAACUCUUUAUCAAAGUUGCUCUGAAGUCUUUUGGGUUGGUUAGCCCUGCAGUAAAGCAACUAAAUAAACAUAAGAUAAGAAAGAUUAUAAUAUUAAGAUUUCAUUGCCUUUUGUAGGUAUUAUGGGAAAAUAAGCUUUUUAAAAAUUCAUUUUCGUCACACAAAAGGCAAUCUUAAAGAACUUCAUACUUCACUUCUUGUUUUCUCCACAAAUGGUUUCAAAAUGAGAAACUAGAAAAACAGCCUAUUAACAAUGGUCACAUACAGAAGAUAUAGAAAUAUUUUCACUUUUUCAAUUAGGAGGAAUUAUUAUUAGUGUCUUAAGUCAUGUUAAUAUUAAAGUCCAAUUUUGAGGACAUCGGGUCAAUGUUAAUAAACCAUUCAUGGAACAUGUCGUGUCAGCUCAUGCACACUUGUAAAAAAAAUAGUUCUUUUGUUUGCUUGUACUGUCAUUAUGAUGUGAAAAAAAAAAUAAUAUGCAAUAAGUUUCUCAAAAUAGAAAACAUAUUCCUGAGUUACAGAGCUGCUGGUAUUGAAUAGCUAAGCAUGUUUUCACCUACUUAUGAAGAGGCAAUCCCUCCUCUCCCUCUUCAGGUGUGUCAGUAAUAAAAACUAAGCAGACAGACUGAAUGCAUGUCAGUGCAAUAUUUUCCCUUUCUUUAGUAGCAAUGCUGCAGUCACUGUUAAAAAUAAUUGAGUAAAGCAGCAGUAGAGGACUAAUAAAUUCUGUCUGGGAUCAAGCUUUAGCUGCAGUCUAAUGGUGUGUGGGGCAGCAAAACGUUAUAUUAAUAAUUUAAACCAUUGCCCAUACUGUGUAACCGGAAGAUCCUUCUUUUCUUUUUGUGAGUGCCUCAAAUUUAUCAUUCCCGUUGGAUUAAACAAACAUGAUUGAUGUAAACAUUUCAACAUUUAUUACACAUUUUUUUUUUAAAAAUGUGGCUAUUUAUUUAUAAUUCAAAAGGACUUAUAUUUUUUUUAAAAAGUGUAGUUAAAUAUUAUUAUGAUGGUGUUUUUUCUGCAAUGGUGUGGUUGAAAAAGGAAAUGAAAUUUAUUACAUGAUAAUAAAUGAUAAUACUCAAGACUUUUUCUUUUCAUUUCAGAUAUUGGUUAAAUAUUUGUCCAAAAUAAAUCGUUCAUGAGGGAAUCAGGAGGAAUUCAUCAAGAGUUUAGGAGCAUGGCUGUAGUGGAUCCCCACAAUCUGAGUGAGCACAUCAAUGCUCUACACUUGGAGAACGGUGGUGACCUAGAUACUAUUCUCAAAAGCAGACUUGUAAUAGAAACUCUGGAGACCACUCGUAUGUCAGUCCUUAGUCUUGCAUGCCACGUAUGCAAUGUUAGAUUGCUGACUACAUUGUUGGAGCAAGGUACAAAUGUCAACGCGCAAGGAGAAGAUGGCAUGUCUCCACUUCAUAUUCUGUGUCAGAGUCAGAAAAACCCACAUGUCCGUGUGCGAAUAGCUGAAAUGCUACUUGAGCAUAACUUGAAUGUUGACCUCAAAGAUUCCACAGGCUGCACAGCAUUGCAUCUUGCUUGCCAGAACAACCAGGUGGGCAUGGUAGAUUUUUUGAUACGGGCAGGUUGCGAUGUGAACAUUCCUGAUGAAAAUUGUGAUACGCCAUUUACUGUGACUUGUCGAAUGGCGUCAGAUGGAUGGUAUUUUUGGAAUACAGACUGCCUGAAUGAAGACAGCGAUGAAGAAGAUCCUUCAUACCAGCAGGAUGACAGAUUUCCCCCGGUGAUCAUAUGUAAAGCUCUGCUGCAUGCUGGGGCUGACCCGAAGCAAGCCACCCUGCUGCCAACUGCGGUACUGUUUGGAACAAUGGAAACUGUAAGAGAGUUCAUAGACCUGGGCAUGGAUGUGAAUAUGAUGGAUGAGAACAGACGCUACCCACUUGGAUGUGCUUGCUCAGCUUCACACAUUCCAUUUAGCGUGGUUAAGUUUUUGUUAGAGUACGGGGCAGAAGUUAACGGGGAUGGUAGGAAAAAUAAACCCAUCAUUGCAGCAUAUGUUUACAACUCUGUUGACAAGAUUUGCCUGCUCUUAUCUUAUGGUGCUAUUGUAAGCUCAGAGGAAAUGUCUGAGCUUUUUUCUAUUAGUCUUUCAAAAUGGGUUCUUGAAAACCCAGAUGUGAUUCAUGAAGAGAGCAGAGAGUUAGUAUCUUGGAAACUGCUGCUCAAAGCUGGAUUUCGGCCAAAAUUACAACUUCUAGUCCCAAAGCUCAAGCAUUUAUCACUGUGUAGUAGCUAUACCAAAGUUAGCCCGUGGAUUUUUCAACUUUUGAACCCCCUGCCGUCAUUGUCUGAUGUAUGCCGUGUCACUAUUCGUUCCCAGCUCAAGCCUUCCAUUAAUGAGAACAUUGACCAGUUGCCACUGCCUAAUAGCAUAAAAGGAUUUCUUAAGUUUAACGAGUUUUCAUCAUCAAUAUUUAGGAGAAGUAGCCUCAGAAAUGAUGCUAAAUGCAGCUCCAAGAUUAACCAGAGAAAGGAAAACUUAAAUGAAAAUACAUAAAACAAAUGUGUUUACUUUAACAAUUUAUUUUGGCAAUACCAGUACGGUAACUAAUUCUAGUAAUUGUGACCACCCCCCUUAAAAUAUAAAGGAG
Messenger RNA from Lymnaea stagnalis (great pond snail), 5536 nucleotides. NCBI's taxonomy places the organism in Eukaryota, Metazoa, Mollusca, Gastropoda, Lymnaeidae. The record is from the annotation of a GenBank genome assembly.